This is a messenger RNA of Salvelinus sp. IW2-2015, 3583 nucleotides long. NCBI's taxonomy places the organism in Eukaryota, Metazoa, Chordata, Actinopteri, Salmoniformes, Salmonidae. The record is from RefSeq and is a predicted model, not a curated record.
UUCUUCCCAGAGUACCAAGAGCUUACCACAGAGGAGAGAGCCCACGCAGGGCGCAUUGUGUGGAGAUCAGCCCCUAGCGACCGUGUUAUAAGGAAUUGAAAACGAAGCACCCGUCUUGGCAAAAAUAUUGCUCGUGACAGGCGUUGCAUGCGCAAUGAACGGUUUUGCUGUUGAUUCCAAGUAGCCUACAGUAUAGAAUGAGUCCGCGUCAUUCCCUGACAUCUUCCUUCGAGAGAGGGCUGGAAUCUCAGUUCCCUGCAACCGUCAGCCUUGGAAGGAGGAGCCUCUAAAACGGAGACAGGCUGCUGUGGAAAGAGGAUUGUUGACCCUCCCCACCCUGCUCAUUCCCUGAGGACCCGCCCUGUUGCUGGUUGGGUGUCGCUCCUCGCUCUGCCUGGUGGUGGCCCUUAGGAGUUUUGAGUCUUAUGAACGUGCACCUACACACACCCGGUGUGUACAGAGUGCUAUAGUGCAGCAGCCAUGACGAACGCAGUGAUGGGCGGUAGCUCGGACCGCUGGGUACCCAACGACAGGCAGAGGAGCAUGCAUGCCAAUGACAAGGAACAGGGUAACUGGACUAACCAGGUCAGGUCUGGUCCCGGCGCUCCGGACCUGACUGACGAGGAGAAGGAGAUCAUUAACGGUGUGAUCGCCCGUGCUGAGAAGAUGGAGGCCAUGGAGCAGGAGAGAAUUGGGCGCCUGGUGAACCGUCUAGAUGACAUGAAGAAGACGGUGUGUGGGGACGGGGUGAACCGCUGUCUGCUGUGUGGGGAGCAGCUGGGUGUUCCAGGGGUCAGCUCAGUGGUUUGUGAGGACUGCAAAAAGCACAUGUGCACCAAGUGUGGAGUGCAGAGUGGGAGCCGGCCGUGCUCUGUGUGGCUCUGCAAGAUCUGCAGCGAACAGCGAGAGGUGUGGAAGCGAUCUGGUGCCUGGUUCUUUAAAGGCUUCCCCAAGCAGUUCCUGCCCUCGCCCAUGCCCAUCUCCAAGUCCAGAGAGUCAAGCGCCCAGCGGGCCUCAGAACCCCAGGAGCCAGCAGCCUCUGACCACAGGGCUGCUGGUGAUCAGCCCCAGCCACAGGCACAGGCACAGGCCAGAGGACCAGAGGCACAGGGGCGCGCUGGCAAACCACCUGUGGCCCAUAAGCCGACAGAGGUUCGCUUUGCCGCUGGUGGGGCUAGUCCUGGCUACUCUGAGGGAGGUGCCCAGAACAGCCCAGUGGUGCUGCAGAAGGCUGUUACAGUCCAGAGCUCCAGGCCCCCUUCAGCAGCAUCAGCUAAUCAGGCUCCACUGGAGAUGGAGGGAGGUGGCUACUCCACUAUCACUGCUCCAGAGGAGGAUAGAGUGACUCCUGCAGUGCGGGAGGAGAAGAGACAGCCUGCCUCCUACAACUCCCCUCCUGCUCCACAACAAGCCCCCCCACCUGAGGAGGAGGAGGAUGCAAACAGCUGUGACUCGGAUGAGGCCACCACUCUUGGCGCGCUGGAGUUCAGCUUGCUUUAUGAGCAGGAGAACAACAGUCUCCACUGCAGCAUCCUUAAAGCCAAGGGACUGAAGCCCAUGGACUCCAAUGGACUGGCUGAUCCAUAUGUCAAGCUGCAUCUGCUGCCAGGGGCCAGUAAGUCCACCAAGUUACGCACCAAAACCCUGAGAAACACCCGUAACCCAGCCUGGAACGAGACCCUGGUCUACCACGGACUCACAGAUGAGGACAUGCAGCGCAAGACUCUCAGGAUCUCUGUCUGUGAUGAGGACAAGUUUGGACAUAAUGAGUUUAUUGGAGAAACUCGCGUUGCACUGAAGAAACUGAAGAUCAAUCAGAAGAAAAACUUCAACGUGUGUCUAGAGAGAGUUGUCCCUACAAAGAAGACCGCAACAGCUGGAGGGGCUCGAGGCAUUUCGCUCUAUGAGGAUGAGGGUGGAAAGGAGGGUGGAGAUGUGGAGGAGCGUGGUCGUAUCCUUAUCUCCCUCGUGUACAGCACCCAGCAGAACCGCCUGCUUGUGGGUGUGGUGCGCUGCGUUCACCUGGCCUCCAUGGACGCCAAUGGAUACUCUGACCCAUUCGUCGAAAUAUGCCUGAAACCUGAUAUGGGGAAGAAGGCCAAGAACAAAACAAAUAUCAAGAAGAAAACCCUGAACCCAGAGUACAACGAGGAAUUUAGCUAUGACAUCAAGCACAGCGACCUGGCUAAGAAGACCCUGGACAUCUCAGUGUGGGACUACGACAUUGGGAAAUCCAACGAUUACAUCGGUGGGUGUCAGCUGGGCAUCACAGCCAAAGGGGAGCAGCUGAAGCACUGGUAUGAGUGCCUGAAGAACAAGGACAAGAAGAUAGAGCGCUGGCACACCCUGUUGAAUGAGAAUCCUGUCAACAGCAACUAACCCCCACCUUGCAUGAGCUAAGUCCUCUCCCUCUAUACUCAGCCCCCUCUCCUCUCUCACAUUACCCUGUCUAACCUCCCUCCACACCUCCCCAAGAACCUUCAUUUUAGUUUUAGUUUUAUUGUACUUACCGGUAGUCUUCCUGUCUGGCUGUCUUCAUUCUUUCAUGCCCUCAACCCAACCCACCACAUGCACCCUUCCCAUCCUCCCCUGUUUUCCCAGGUGUGAUAUUCCCUUCUCCAAUCUCUCCCCCUUUACUGAGACUUAUCUGCCAAGUGGACUCCCCAAGAGGCAAAACAUGGUAUACUUUAAAAUCAUCCUUCAAAAUCAACAAUUUAAGGCAAAAAAUUAUGUUAAUGUUUGACAUUGAAGUAUACAGUUGCAUUGAGACGAUCAUGCCUGUUGAAGGUGUUAUUGAACUUGACACAUCCCAAACUAAAUAAAAAUACAUUUGAAAUGCACUCGCACAAAAGACGACGAAGCAAUAUGUUAUGGCAUUCUAUGUGGGAUAACAUCUGCAGCACCCAUUGAACAAUGAAGUUCAUUAGACUGGCAGGUUGUAAUCCUUGAUUUCUGGUAAAAUGACACCAUCGGUAUUAUUACCACUUAUAUGAGAACGCAAAACCACAUGAAAACACUCUGAGGACACACAGCUGUUUAUUUAAUGAUAUCUAAUUAAUAUUAUGGCAUUGUCAUGAAGAAGUUUCACAUGUUGCUGAUCUUCUGAAAUUGAGGAUAAACAUAUUCUGGACUAUGAAAAAGGGCAUGAUUCACAAAUCAAUUCAAUGACAUUUAGUAUGGAGAGUAUAUUUCUUAGUUUAAUGUAUUACAUACUAAAAUUAAUAGGCAAUUUAAGUGACUCAUAUUUAUUAAUUUCAGUAUCAGUUUAAAGAUUUUGAAUGAUAGCACUCCUGGUAGAACAAAAUGUACUCACUUUCUGUCAAGUGUUCACUUUUAGUCCUUAUUUGAGUGCUGUUUAUAGCACCCUGGUCUCAUUAACUAGACUUAACAUAGUACAUGUAAAUCCAGGACACUCAAAUUAGCAUGAUAUGGUACGUUUGGCAUGGUUACAUAAGACAGAUGGUUACUUAAGGUAGAGUGGGGUGGGUCAGCGUAUACCACAAAUGCCUAGCAACCCAAAGGUUGCGAGUUUGAAUCUCAUCAUGGACAACUUUAACAUUUUAGCUAAUUAGCAACUUUUCAA